AUGGAGACCUUCGUGAAAGUUUCCGGUUGUGAAGUACUCUCGACGGACGGUCGCGUUCUGUUCUGCAAAGUCGGCGAGAGAGAAAUCUCGGCCGAUAAGAAGUUCGCGGUUUCACAACACGUGAACGGAAUUACCGUUACACUAUUAGCUUCUGGGAAGCAAUCGCAAUUCCAUCUCGACCUCUGUGAUGCCUUCUUGUCAAGUGGCAUACCGCUUUUCAAAUUGGACCACGGAAAACUAAGAUCGUUUUUCGGGAAAUACGUGAAACAUCAGGUGCCGAGUUCAUCCGCGUUGCGCAAAAACUAUAUCAGGAGCAAGUUGGACUCUAUCAGAAGCCAUGUCGCUGGGAAGUUCAUAUGGCUGUCUGUCGAUGAAACGACGGAUGCUACAGGUCGUUUUGUAGCCCAUGUUGUCGUCGGGACUAUGGAGACGACAUUCAGCCGAAGUAUUCUUCUGCACUGCGAAAGUCUAGAGACGACAAGCGGUAUUACAAUAUCGCAGGUCUUCGUCAAUUCCUUGACGCUCCUCUGGCUCCAGCAAAUCCAGCACGACCGUGUGCUCUUGUUUGUGUCCGACGGCGCAGCCUACAUGAAAAAAGCAGGCACGGCUCUCGAAGUAGACAAGCUCGUCUCGAAUGGCAAGAAACUUUUUUUGAAGUCAGCUCCAAGGACAACAACUUUUCGCGAGAAGGCACCCGGGAUACCUCUGCCGCCUCAACCAAUCCUGACGCGAUGGGGAACCUGGAUUACCGCCGCUUUCUAUUACGCCGAGAAUUUCGAGGCUUUCGCGGUGGUUGUCCAGUCCAUGGACGCGUCUGAGGCCGCGAGCAUUGCGCUAGCUCAAGGAUUGUUGAAGGACGAGUCCCUGAAACGAGAUCUCGCUUUCAUCAGAAGUCAUUUCGGUCACCUACCACCUGGCAUCGAGAAACUUGAAAAAAAGAGACUUCUCUAA
This is a messenger RNA of Galendromus occidentalis (western predatory mite), 951 nucleotides long. RefSeq lists its product as uncharacterized. Bases 1 to 951 code for a protein of 316 amino acids. The record is from RefSeq and is a predicted model, not a curated record. Gene Ontology annotation, molecular function: double-stranded DNA binding. Lineage: Eukaryota; Metazoa; Arthropoda; Arachnida; Mesostigmata; Phytoseiidae. The transcript has 3 exons. Gene Ontology annotation, cellular component: nucleus. Gene Ontology annotation, biological process: regulation of transcription by RNA polymerase II.